CGGAAGUCCAAGCCAGUUUGAAGUUAACAACGGAGCACAAGUGUUCGCGUUAUACUCAAUAAUUCUGCUUCUACCUAACAUUUUUGCUUUGAACAGAAAAGUCUCGAUAUUUCACCAAGUUUCCACAUAAUGUGCGUUUUAUUCCAAACAUGGCUUUAGUUGUGUAAACUUGUUUAAAGCUAAUAAUGAUGCUAGCUAGCUACGGUAGCUAGCUGCCACCUGAUGUGAUGCGAUGUUGCAGACAGUUGCUUCACCUAAAGCGGACACCAGCUAAAUAAAUGAACAAUAUUUUACAAUACAUUUGCAGAUUAAAUUAAAUCAAUAGCAAUGUAAUACUGCUAAGAACCUCCGAACAAGCUGGAAAACAAAUCAAGUCAUAUCCUUAAUGAAUUCACUGACAGACUGUGAACCUUCAGAAAAAAACAGGACAGAAUCCCUAAUGUCCCCAUUAUGUUUACAAGGCUCAUUGUCAUGCAUUCAUAACAAUGAUAAUGGGACAUUAGAGUGAGAAAAAGUCAGCAAAAAGAUGGAUACCAGGCCAAAGUCUGACACUGAUGGUUUGCGAGGCGUCAGGUCGAAGAGUUCACAUCGCAGGAUUGGCCCUAGGCAGCAAACCAGGUUCAGAAACACUCUGGAAAGAUGGCUGCUGAAGCCCACUCCAAAAUCAAGCAGUUCAGAGUCGUGCCAGGCUAAAGACUAUACAGAAAUGAUGGAUGAAGAUGGAUGUCCUCGCUCUCAUGGUGGUCAAAAUGCUGAAACACAUGUUGUCUCAGACUCAGAUGAUGAGACGCAACGUUUAACCCCACAAGACCUAGACUUCGACAACCUUGUUCCAAAACUGUCAUCAGAUUCAGAAAGGGAAUGCAUGUGCCAAGAUUCGGGGGCACGAGAAGUGGGCGCCACAAGCUCGGGCGGCCUCACCAAAAUCACAGACUUCUUUUCGGGGGCCAUGUCCGCAGGCUCCACUUUGAGGCGAGGCAAGGUGGAUCCAAGUCAGGAACACCCGGAUACAGAUGAGGGAAAUGCAUCGGGGAGCGCCGGGCCUGACGCCACCUGGCUGGGGACGCCCGCAGGCGAGCUGAGGAGGAUGCCUGAAUGCGGCAGACCACUUCCUCCACUUAAGGAUGCUCUUGGCGUGCACACUGUGAUGACCAGGACAGAUCUUUUUGGUCAAGCAACUGUUCCAUUUCCUGCCACAUUUGAAGAUACCUGGGAUGAUGUCCACGUCAAAAUGCCCUGUUCUUGCAGGAAUCUAUUUCCUGUUCAAGAUGAGGAAACAAGACAACUUCAGAAUAAGAGUCGGUGGGAUCUGAUAAAGCAGACUUUAACCAAAAGAAUUUCAAGCGUUCCUGAGUUAAAGAAUGCAAUAUUGAGAUACUGCACUUCUACAGCCAAAAAGUGGGACUUCACUGCGUUGCAUUUGUACUGCACUAAGAUCCUGGAGCCUGACGCGGCGGAACAUCUGUUUGGCUCCCUGCUGCCAGACAUGGUGCAAUUAGCGCUGAGGGCGUCGGAGCUGUGCACCAAGCCGAUACCGCUCCUUAAGAGAGGGGCGAGCCACUCCAUCACCAUGUCGCAGGAGCAGGCGGCCUGUUUGCUCGCCAACGCCUUCUUCUGUACCUUCCCGCGGCGCAACUCUAGACGCAGCGAGUACAGCAACUACCCAGACAUCCACUUCUUCAGGCUGUUUGAGGGGUCCUCGUCAAGGAAGAUGGAGAAGUUGAAAACCCUGCUGUGUUACUUCAGAAGUGUCACAGAGCAAAAGCCGACUGGUCUAGUAACGUUCACAAGAAAAGCCUUAGAUGAUCCUCCAGAUUGGGAAAGCUCACAGACUCUACUCACAAAGCUGCACAUUACAUGCGAAGGCACCAUUGAGGAUGAAGGCUACGGGAUGCUUCAGGUGGAUUUUGCCAAUAAGUAUGUAGGAGGGGGCGUCACCAGCUCGGGCCUAGUUCAAGAAGAGAUCCGUUUCCUCAUCAACCCAGAGCUUAUUGUGUCUCGCCUCUUUACUGAAGCUCUGGAUCAUGAUGAAUGUCUGAUCAUCACAGGUGCACAGCAGUACAGCAAAUACUCAGGCUACUCGCAGACGUUCAAAUUUAUCAGCAGCCAUCAGGACACAACCCCAAGAGACGACUGGCAGAGAAGAUGCACAGAGAUUGUGGCCAUUGACGCAAUGCCGUUCAGAACGUUUCUGGAACAGUUUCAUCCGGAAAGACUCAACCGGGAGCUCAACAAGCCUUCCCAGGUAGAGACCUCCAUUUGUAACGGGAAAUGAAGAUGUUGAUGUUGUCAAGUCUGCUGUCAGGCAGCUUGGAGGUGUUUGACAGCUCUGACAAGCAAGUGAGGAAUGCGCCCAACACAAAGAUCAAUCCCGCUUGGAAUACCGUGACAAUAAAUGCCACGGUCUGCCCUUCCACCGGAAGGAUUUAUGACUGGCCAAGAGGUUGUGGGGGGCGGGCGUGGUCCAGGUUGUCUAUUUGUUUAAAAAGUCCAGUGUGAAAAUGAAAGUGCCGAGGUCAGUGUGCUAUUAGCGACGGGCACUUGAGGUGCCGUCAUCCGUGGCUGCAGAAGGGUGAUAUAUGAUAUCACUAUAUGUGUAAGGUGCGCCAAGCACCACAGACUAACCUGUAUGUGCUCAUGCGUUGAAUGACUUGUCAAGCGUAGGCCUGCAGGCAAAUGGAAUUACUUUGUUGCGUUCUUUAUUCCGUUUACAUUGGAUUGUGUUGAAAUCUAAUGUAAUGUUCUCACGAGGCCUCCGAAUGACCUGGAGCAGGACUGGAGCAAACUUCUGCAAAAAAAGUAACUUGUCAUUGAAUUUCCUUCUACAUUCUUAUGAAAGUGAGAGCACCUGACCGAUCACUGGUGUUUUUAUUCAUAUGAGCUUGUUUUCAUGAGAAUUUAGCAAGAAUUUAUAAAAAAAAAAAAAUAAAAUCAAUGCACCAUAUAAUAUUUAGUAGGAAGCGGACAGAUUUAUUUUCAUUUAUGAAAAUAAUACACCGAAAACCCCCCUGAGCUGCUUAUAAACUUUGCUAAAAUAUUGCGUGUUUGUGGCAAAAUAGUGCAAACCUGUGGGAAAAAUGUAGUUUGUAGUACAUUUGUUGAGCAUUUUCUGUCAAAGCUUAAGACGGUUCUAGGGAUGCAAUUAAUGAUUAUUUUCUUAGUUGAUUAAUCUGAAGCUUGUUGUUUUGAUUAAUCGAGUAAUCGGUUAGGCCCUAGACUGGGGUGUCCAAAAUUUUUCCACGGAGCACCACAGACUGAAAAAUGAAAGGAUGCAAGAGCCACUUUGAUAUCUUGUAAAGCAACACGUGUAGAUAUGCUAAGAAGUUAUAUAUAUAUACUUUGAUAUUUUGUAAAGCAACACAUGUAGAUAUGCUAAG
Messenger RNA from Dunckerocampus dactyliophorus (ringed pipefish), 3377 nucleotides. RefSeq names its product poly(ADP-ribose) glycohydrolase-like. The record is from RefSeq and is a predicted model, not a curated record. Gene Ontology annotation, cellular component: nucleus; cytoplasm. Bases 527 to 2275 code for a protein of 582 amino acids. NCBI's taxonomy places the organism in Eukaryota, Metazoa, Chordata, Actinopteri, Syngnathiformes, Syngnathidae. Gene Ontology annotation, molecular function: poly(ADP-ribose) glycohydrolase activity. The transcript has 15 exons. Gene Ontology annotation, biological process: ATP generation from poly-ADP-D-ribose; nucleotide-sugar metabolic process; regulation of DNA repair.